Molecule: messenger RNA, 396 nt
Organism: Priapulus caudatus
Lineage: Eukaryota; Metazoa; Priapulida; Priapulimorpha; Priapulimorphida; Priapulidae
Exons: 4
Coding region: 1-396 (131 amino acids)
Biological process (GO): protein desumoylation
Cellular component (GO): nucleus; cytoplasm
Molecular function (GO): SUMO-specific endopeptidase activity
Source: RefSeq, a predicted model, not a curated record
AUGAGCGACGUAAUUUGGCACGAGUUUACGUACAAGGGCUCUCAUACAUCCAACAGAUGCCGCAGCCGUGAAGCUGGGAGAUCCGGUGAGGAAGGCGAUUGGAGCGCGCGCAGCUUCAUACCGGGGCCCCGUUACACGGCAACGGCAGCGGGGGCAGACGAAACCGGUGAAUCGUCGCAGGUCAAGGUCGUACGGGUCAACGGCAAUCCAAUCAAGCUGCUCACGUAUCCGCGGCCGCCGGCUAAGGGCGGCAUUCUCAUCACGACUGAGGACCUGUGCUGUCUGGAUACGGGAGAGUUCCUGAAUGACGUCAUCAUUGACUUCUACAUCAGGUUAGUACAGAUGCUGGAGUCUGUUGUUCGUACGCUUCAGUGGAAACCGGCCCCGGAUUUCUGA